Messenger RNA from Lathyrus oleraceus (garden pea), 501 nucleotides. RefSeq names its product protein MAIN-LIKE 1-like. Lineage: Eukaryota; Viridiplantae; Streptophyta; Magnoliopsida; Fabales; Fabaceae. The record is from RefSeq and is a predicted model, not a curated record. The transcript has 2 exons. Gene Ontology annotation, biological process: meristem maintenance; meristem development. Bases 1 to 501 code for a protein of 166 amino acids.
AUGUACCUAGACCAUAUUGUCAGACAUAUCUGGGAUAGAGAGGACCGUAAUCCACUGAAGAUUAUUAACCACGGGCGGAAGAUUACGGGCUUGCCUCGAUCGAAUGAGAAGUGUUUCCAGGCAGCUUUGUCCCUAUCUGGGAUGAAGGACUUGUGCAUGACUGGUUAUAUGACGGUUAACCACGGGAUACUUAAUGCAUUUUUGGAGAUAUGGCACAUCGAGACCUCGUCAUUUCAUCUCCCGCUUGGUGAGAUGUCUAUCACGCUCGACGAUGUGUUGUGUUUGCUGCAUCUUCCGGUCGGGGGGAAACGUCUAGGUCAUGGGAGGAUUAGCAAAGACAAGGAACUCGAGUUAAUGGUAGACAAUCUGGGAGUUGACUUAGAGGUUGUGCUGACAGAGAUGGAGAGAACUAGAGGGGCACAUGCUAGGUUUGAAUUAUUGAAAAAGCUAUAUACAUAUGAGCUUCUUAGAGCAGAGCAGGCUAGAGGUGAUGAGGAGUAG